Molecule: messenger RNA, 678 nt
Organism: Rotaria sp. Silwood1
Lineage: Eukaryota; Metazoa; Rotifera; Eurotatoria; Philodinida; Philodinidae
Source: the annotation of a GenBank genome assembly
AUGCAGUAUCCUUAUUAUAAUCAAGGAUUUAUAAUUCAACGUCAACUAUGGCAAGAAACUUGGCCAAGAGGACUUAUGGCUUUCAUUGCGACUUGUCAAAUGUUACUUACAUUUACUAUCCUUGGUAUUGAAACAUGGAGUAUGGGACUAAGUAUAAGGUAUUCAUUUUUAUUUAUUGGUUAUAGUGCAUCUUUUUUCUUUACAAUAACUUGGAUAUCAACGUACACUGUUGCUUGUUGUAAUCGAGGAUCUCAGGGUUGUGCAACUCAUGCAUUAGUAGAAAAUAUACUUUCAAUUAUUGCAUCAUGUGUUUUAUUGUAUUACGAUACUCGAUUUCUUCAUUAUCCUUUAGGAUGCUUUUGGGAAUAUGGCAUGUGCAAUAGUUCCUAUUGGAGCUGGACCUGGAGCGCUUUCUUGGGUUAUUCUGUACUCAAUAUUAUGCAUUUCAAACUUAUUGCAAUUAAAAUACAACUAGCUUGUGCUGCUCUCAUGCUUGCUUUAGGGGUACUUUUUUUUCUAAGUUAUCUGUAUGUCAUUGUGAAAGUUAGACAAAAUUCAAACGGUAUCAAUCCACAACCUGUCAUAGAACUGAAACCACAACAAGGGCCAUUUCAACCACCACCAAAUAUAAUUUUGGGAGGACAGCCACCUUCUUACUCUGUUCCAUCGUAUUAUUAA